AUGAACCAAAAAACUUUACUUCUGCUAGUCACCCUACUUUAUCUCCAUCAAACCUCAUCAUUCAAUAUAACCGAAGCUAUCAAAUCCAUUGGUCGGAAAAAACAAAGCGUCUCAGUUAGGGGCCGCUUGUUAUGCCAAAACAAUCCCAUCGGAGGUGUGGUAAGUUCUCACCUACUAUUGUAGAACGUUUAGUAAAAGAAAGUAAAACUGUACGACCACGACCAUUUCACGUUGGAUGAUUUGAUGGAUGCUGGUUAUUCUAGUCAAAAUGGCUACUUUUUGUUGGCCGGCUACAGCAAAGAGAUCAUGACUUUGAAUACUCAUCUGAAUGUGUACGUUUUAUAUUGCUUCUUUUAUAAUAUUUUCCUUUAGAUACCAUCGAUGUAAUUACACAACUCAAAUCCCUACUUGCUUUCAAAAGUUCACCAUCAAGAUUCCAAAGAGCUAUGUGUUGGAAGCUGAAGUCCCAGACCUUACCAAAGGCUAUGACGUUGGGCAAAUCAAGCUAGAGGAACCCCAACCUGGGCAAUCUACAGACUGUGUCAAUCUUAGCUAA
Molecule: messenger RNA, 556 nt
Organism: Bursaphelenchus xylophilus (pine wood nematode)
Lineage: Eukaryota; Metazoa; Nematoda; Chromadorea; Rhabditida; Aphelenchoididae
Source: the annotation of a GenBank genome assembly